CUAGGGAAUAUAAAGAAACAGCAGAUGAAAAAGGGGCGAACUAACUUGCCUCCAAUUGUCCAGUCUCACGUCAUGGAAAUAGUUACUUUGUUGAGUCUCUCCUGCGCAAAUAAACCGCUCUAAACUACCAAAACGUUGGAUUUAGUCACGUUAGUUUUUAAUGUUUCGCCUUGUUUUCAUCUCGCCCCUUUUGGAUUUCAUUUAAAGAGGUAGGACCGAUAGAAGAUGCGCGCGGACCUGUUUACAAGGAAAUAGCUCCAAGUCCCAGUGCAGGGGAAUGCGCACGGAUAGCAUUACCCAAGGGCUGCAUAUUGUCACGCCAGUACACUUUGUCUUGGAAAUAUUCGCACCGAGGAUAAUCAUUACGCACAGGAAUACGCGGCGACGUUUUUGGCACAACAGAAUUACGCACGGCUAUAAAAUCUCUUUUGUGGAUUAAUUCAACGGACUGCUGCGGUUUUUUGAUCACGCCAGCUUUGUUUGCCAACCUGUUGUCUGCUCAUGUCAAUGGGAAGCGGUUGUAACGAGGGAGGUAAUGCGUAAAGUUGUUACAAGACGAUAGGUAAUACAUUGCAUAAAGAUACGUAGGAUUAUAUCAGGUCUAUUUUAUAUUUAUGGCGCGCAGAGGACAGGUUUUGUGUUUAUGAUUAUUCAUUUUACAUAAAUCCUAACAUUGUUUUGGCACACCUGAUCCAUCAGCUGCAAUGUAAUGUGAUAGAAGUUUAAAUUUUACAGUGAACCCGUGUCAGAUUUUUCCAAUACACCAUGCAUUGAAAGAGCGAGUAAGUGCGUAAUCUCACAGACUAUAGAUGCUAGAUUUUAGGAUCUAGUAAAGCACUCAAGAUGUCAGUGAAAGCUAGAGCUAUUUAUACUUUCCAGAGCGAAAACAAAGAGGAAAUUAAUAUACAGGAAAACGAAGAGGUGCUGAUUUUUGAUGAGAACUCGGUGGACGGAUGGUUUCAAGGCGAGAACAGCCGUGGACAGCGAGGACUCUUCCCUGCGUCCUACGUGGAGAUUAUACGCACUCGUUCCAACUCCAACGUGACCGACGAUUGUUCGAUAAGCCCGGCUGGAUCUCUGGGUAACGACUCCUCUUCCUCCUCCUACAUCCACGGCACGCCAAACUCAACCAACGCGCACUUGCAGCAAAGUUACAGCUACGACGAUGACGACUACGACGAUUGGGAUGACUGGGAUGAUCGAUCGACUGUGGUGGAGGAAAUCGAUCAUCACACGAGUCACACGACGAGGGGUCCGGGGGCCAAUGGGCAUGCACACCAGAGUCAUGUCACAAACUCCAGCAAUCCCAACGUGCACUAUCGCUCUCGCCCCCCCAUGGAGCGCCAGGACAGCAUCUCCAGCUCCAGAAAAAGUGGCAGUAUGGUUGGGAGAAACUUGAAUCGCUUUUCUAGUUUUGUGCGCUCAGGGGUAGAAGCAUUCGUUUUGGGUGAUGUCCCCAUGAUGGCAAAAAUAGCAGAGUCCUAUACCAUUGAGAUGGGACCAGUUGGACCACGUUGGAAAGACAACCCAAAUCCCUUUAUAUGUUCCAUUGAAGACCCAACAAAGCAGACCAAAUUUAAAGGCAUCAAAACCUACAUAUCGUACCGGGUUACCCCUACCCACACGGGACGUCCCGUGUAUAGACGAUACAAACAUUUCGACUGGCUUUACAACAGGCUAUUGAACAAGUUCACUGUCAUUUCUGUGCCACAUUUGCCCGAAAAGCAAGCAACGGGCCGGUUCGAAGAGGACUUUAUUGAAAAACGCAAAAGACGACUCGUAUUAUGGAUGAAUCACAUGACUAGUCACCCAGUUCUGUCCCAGUACGAGGGUUUUGAGCACUUUUUGAUGUGUGCAGAUGACAAGCAAUGGAAGUUGGGCAAAAGGAGAGCGGAGAAGGACGAGAUGGUUGGUGCCCACUUUAUGUUGACGCUCCAAAUCCCAAAUGAACACCAAGACUUGCAGGAUGUAGAGGAGCGAGUGGACACUUUUAAAUCAUUUGCCAAAAAAAUGGACGAUAGCGUUUUGCAGCUAACGCACGUCGCUUCGGAGCUGGUUCGGAAACAUCUGGGUGGGUUUAGGCGGGAGUUUCAGAGACUGGGCAACGCUUUUCAGUCUGUAAGUCAUUCGUUUACUCUGGACCCGCCACACAGUUCGGAAGCCCUCAACAAUGCAAUCUCGCACACGGGACGCACCUACGAGAACAUUGGAGAGAUGUUUGCGGAGCAGCCCAAAUACGACCUCUUCCAAAUGCUGGACAAACUGUCGCUGUACCAAGGCCUGCUCGCCAACUUCCCUGACAUCAUCCACCUGCAGAAAGGUGCUUUCGCGAAGGUGAAGGAGUCUCAGAGGAUGAGCGACGAGGGAAAAAUGGACCAGAACGAGGCGGACGGGAUCAGGAAGCGCUGCCGUACGGUGGGAUUCGCGCUCCAGGCCGAGAUGAGCCACUUCCAUCAGCGGAGGGAGGUGGACUUUAAGGACAUGAUGCAAGCCUACCUCAGAGAGCAGAUCGCAUUCUACCAGAGAGUAACACAGCAACUGGAACGCACCCUGCGCAUGUAUGAGACCCUGUGAACCAUGGGAGGAAAACACACCAAAAUAGACUAAACACAUGGACCAAAAUGCCAAAUAUUUAAAGGAUUAUGGGAUUAAGGAUGUGGGUUGUUGUUGAAAAUGGACACUACUACUUGGGCAGUUUUUGUUGAUGCAAUGCUUUUAAAGAGCUACUGUAAUUUUUAAGUUUUUUUUAGUUUUUUUUUUUUACAUACUUCUAAGUCUUAAGAUGACAGAAUAUGUUGGAGUUUGUUUCAGUAGUUCAAACUUUUAAACGUUAUUUAAAAAUUCACUAUAUGGAAUGUAAAAUAAUUUCUCUCUAUAUAUAUUUUUAAGGCAGUUUUUUGGGGUGAAAUUGUAAAAAUAAGGCCUAAACAUUAUACUGAAGUGAUGAUGAAUUUGUGUAAAAGGUUUUUAAAAAUUACAAAUUGGAAGCACUUGUAAUUGCAGAGUUACAAUAGAUUUUGAAUUCACACUGACACAAAACUAAUACCUUUUCAAGUAGCUGGUAACAUCACACAAGACUGCCCUGAUUACAGCCAGGUGUUUCUGAUUACAAACAUCCGGCUGCACUGUUCCUUAUACCUCCAGACCCCGUCCCUCCUCCUCCCUCCUCACUCUCCCCUUUACCCCUCCAGGCACCGCCCAGUUUAGCAGGUCUAAUUCCAUGUGGUUGUGGGCGGAGCUUAGGCGUUCAAUCCCUCUUUAAACUGAAUAACUGAAACAAACUCCGUGUCAUAUUCAGACUCACUGAUGUAGCACACCACUCAUCGGCAAACAGCAGCAAACUGUCGACUCGCAUAAUUUAAUGUUUUAUGUUCAUGUAAAAGAAGAUCUAGGUUUUAAAUUCAUAGUGGUUUAUAGAUAAUGACAAUAAAGCCAUACAACGGGUG
Periophthalmus magnuspinnatus is the source of this 3446-nucleotide messenger RNA. It is a transcript of the gene snx33, whose product is annotated as sorting nexin 33. Gene Ontology annotation, biological process: mitotic cytokinesis; intracellular protein transport; endosomal transport. The transcript is spliced from 2 exons. Gene Ontology annotation, molecular function: protein binding; phosphatidylinositol binding. The record is from RefSeq and is a predicted model, not a curated record. Gene Ontology annotation, cellular component: plasma membrane; cytoplasmic vesicle. The coding region runs from base 844 to 2574 and encodes 576 amino acids. NCBI's taxonomy places the organism in Eukaryota, Metazoa, Chordata, Actinopteri, Gobiiformes, Gobiidae.